Molecule: messenger RNA, 841 nt
Organism: Vollenhovia emeryi
Lineage: Eukaryota; Metazoa; Arthropoda; Insecta; Hymenoptera; Formicidae
Product: prostaglandin E synthase-like
Exons: 2
Coding region: 114-620 (168 amino acids)
Cellular component (GO): membrane
Source: RefSeq, a predicted model, not a curated record
UGACUUGCUAAUAGCCCUUACCAGUUCAGACAAGAGUACGUAGCCAGUAACGCGCCGGCUUUCCCGGUGAACGCGGAGACAACGUUAAGCAAGAUAAGGUCGCGCUAGGGACAAUGCUACAGAACGCGACUGCAAACGAGACGAAAGGCGAGCUGUGGUGGUCUAUAUAUGCUUGGUGGUCGUGCGUGCUCGUGUUAAAGAUGAUGUUGCUGACGUGUUACACUGGGCAGAUCCGAGUGAGAGAACAGGUAAUUCACAGCGAGGAGGAUAGGAUGUGGAUGACCAAAAAACCGGAAAUAAUUUUAUGUCCAACUGGCGAUGGCCAUCCUGACGUGAUUCGCAUACGGAGUGCUCACCGACACGACCUCGAAACUGUACUCCCUUUUAUAAUUUUUACGCCGCUGUGGUUGCAAGUCGAGACAUGCAAUUCUACGGUCAAGAUCUUAAUACCAGGCUUUGCACUAGUCAGUAUAUUGUAUACAUUGGUGCAUAUGCAGCUUUUGCGAAUGUCUGUUCUUUGGAAACUUUUCUUAAGUAUAACAUUGUAUUGUAUUCUGACUUACAUAUGCACAAUUGCUGCAGUAAAAUAUUCUAUUUCUAUUUUAAAUCUACUAAUCUAGUUAAGAGAACAAGAAUGAAUUAUAGACGUAUAGUAUUAUUUUACUAUAAACAGUUGGUAAGAGCUAAUUAUCUGAUUUAUUUACUCUGUAUUAUAUUUGUUCAGUUUGCUUUAAAAUAAAAAAAAUUUUUAACUAAUCAAAUUGCAAUUGCAAAGCAUGUAAUUAAUAUGAACUUUCGACGUGACAAUUUUCAAUUGUUAAUAAAGAUUUUGAAACUUUAA